CAUUCUCUAAUGUUUAACGCAUACUAGUUCACACCUAGACUCAUGCAGAAACACACACACAUGUUAAAUAGUAACAAACACCCACACUGUGGUCAGCCAGGAUGAUUUGCUCACGACAGCAGGGGAGACUGAGAGUGUGGAUGAUUGUUUUCUUUUUAACACAGGAAGUGCACUCGUCACUUCCACCUCCCCAAAAUGUGGCAAUUGUCUCCUUUAACAUGGAGCACAAGCUCACGUGGAGACCAGGUCCUGGCACAGAAGCCGAUACACACUUCAGAGUGCAGAGCUGUAGUAUGAAGACAAAGAUCUGGAGUUCAGUGAGGAACUGUUCCGACUUACAAAUUGGUGAGUCAUGUGAUUUGACCAAAUGCUUCAAAGAAAUGUACGGCCUUUAUCAAGCCCGAGUGCAAGCGUUCAUUCAGGACCAGGAAUCCAACUGGACCACAUCGAGACUCUUUACUCCCCUGCUGGACACAACUCUGGGUCCUCCGGUUGUGUCACUAACCGGCUGUGGAAACUGCCUCCUCCUGAAACUCAGUCUGCCACACGGUGUGGAGCAAAAUCUUUCCCCGGUGAAAUAUUUUUAUCAAGCGUACACUGUCAGUGUGACUAGAACUAGAGACAAAGCGCAGUUUACAGUUAUGGCAUCAAAUGGAGAGAAUUUGAUCAACUACCUGGAGCCGGGAGUGGAGUACUGCAUUACAGUCACUGCAGUGAGGUUCAGAAAACCCAUGCCUCCUUCUGACUCUCAGUGCGCCUACACAAGUCCGCAGACGAUCAACAUGGUGGUGGUGUUUCUGAGUGCACUGUGCUCAAUCUUCCUCUUGGUGUUACUCCUGUGUGCAGCUCUGAUCUACACCGGCCAGCUCCAUAACCUCCACGCACUGGUCCCAAGGGCUUUAUUGAGUUUCUUAUGGAAAGUGAGAAACACGUGAAGUGCUGCUGCUGCGUUACUGAUUUCAACACAAACCGGAUCCAACACCCAUAUUAUUCCAAAACAAUUGUCAUGUAAGGGAUGAGUGCUCUUAUUAAAUAAAAUAAAAAAAAAAAUAAAAAAAAAUAAAUAAAUAAAUU
Molecule: messenger RNA, 1074 nt
Organism: Clarias gariepinus (North African catfish)
Lineage: Eukaryota; Metazoa; Chordata; Actinopteri; Siluriformes; Clariidae
Product: interferon alpha/beta receptor 2-like
Exons: 6
Coding region: 102-935 (277 amino acids)
Molecular function (GO): protein binding
Source: RefSeq, a predicted model, not a curated record